Messenger RNA from Hyaloscypha bicolor E, 1539 nucleotides. Its product is annotated as alpha/beta-hydrolase. Lineage: Eukaryota; Fungi; Ascomycota; Leotiomycetes; Helotiales; Hyaloscyphaceae. Gene Ontology annotation, biological process: epoxide metabolic process. The record is from RefSeq and is a predicted model, not a curated record. Gene Ontology annotation, molecular function: epoxide hydrolase activity. The transcript is spliced from 5 exons. The coding region runs from base 158 to 1393 and encodes 411 amino acids.
GUCUCUCCCCAUGUAAGCUUAAGUAUCAAUUUGGUGAUUCCUUUCAUGGUAUAAAUUCCAAGAAAGUAUAAGAACCGCCUCAGGCCCUCCAAGCCGGAGAAGUAUCGCAUCCAGACACUUCAUACUUUCAUACCUUCUCAAAGACCGAAUCACGACCAUGACUCCACAACCUUACAAAAUCUCCGUCCCACAGGAGAAAAUCGAUAACUUGAAGACGAAACUUGGCCUCGCAAGCUUCCCAGAUGAAUUGGACUCUUCAGCAUGGGAUCUCGGGGUUCCCCUCGCUGACAUGAAGCGACUGACGAAAGCGUGGGAGAAAUGGGUUUGGCGACAAGCGGAAGAGAGACUCAACAAGGUCCCUCAGUACCACACCAGCAUUAAAGUUGACGGCUUUGAUGUGUUGAACAUUCAUUUCGUCUGGCAAAAGAGCGAGACCAAAAAUGCUAUCCCGUUGCUUUUUGUUCAUGGAUGGCCAGGGAGUUUCAUCGAAGCUCUCCCCAUUCUCGACCUCCUGGCCAAACCCGGUGGCCCUGCUUUCCACAUUGUCGCCCCUUCCCUCCCCAACUACGGGUUUUCCGAGGGUCCAAAGAAAAGGGGGUUUGCACUCGCUCAGUACGCUGAAACGUGCCACAAAUUGAUGCUCUCUCUCGGGUACAAUGAGUAUGUUACUCAAGGAGGAGACUGGGGAUUCUGGGUCACAAGAGCAAUUGGUGCUCUUUAUCCAGAACACUGCAAGGCGAGCCAUACCAACAUGAUUCUAGCUCGUCGUCCAACCUGGUCAAAGAAUCCAUUCUUAGCCCUCCAGCAUACCGUCAUGCCCUAUUCCCAGAGAGACAAAGCUGGAUUCGAACGCUCAGCAUGGUUUUCAAAGGAAGGCUAUGGUUAUAACUUGACCCAAUCAACAAAACCUCAGACAUUAGCCUAUGCUCUGAAUGACAGCCCUGUUGCGUUAUUAGCUUGGAUAUAUGAGAAAUUGCAUGACUGGACUGAUAACAUGCCUUGGAGUGACGAGGAGAUCUUGACGUGGGUCAGUAUCUAUCAGUUUUCGAGAAUGGGUCCGGGUGCUGCUCACAGGAUAUACUAUGAGACCUUGCAUACGAAAUCGGGACUUGGAAAUAUCACCACAGCUGAUCUGGGAGGAUAUAUAAGCGGGGUCAAGUUGGGAAUGGCCUACAACCCAAAAGAGCUCGCCGUAUUCCCCAAAACAUGGUGUAGGACUCUGGGCCCGGUUGUUUAUGAGGCCGAGAACGAUUCCGGAGGGCAUUUCUAUGCUACUGAGAAGCCAGAAUGGCUUGCAAGAGAUUUGAGGGCGAUGUUUGGGAAGGGAGGUGGAGCUUAUGGGGUGGUGAAGAAGGGGAGCGGGUACGAUGAUGAUGCUCGAGCAAAGUUGUGAGUCGGGCACGUGAUGGUCUUUCAUUGUACAGCACUUCUGGCUUCAAUAUAUAUUUCUUAGCACCAGUUGAACAGCCAUAGAGGAUGUCUAAACCUACGGUUCCACCUCGAGUCCGCAAGACAAUACAGCUGUCAAGUUGUAAGCCC